Molecule: messenger RNA, 2731 nt
Organism: Anastrepha ludens (Mexican fruit fly)
Lineage: Eukaryota; Metazoa; Arthropoda; Insecta; Diptera; Tephritidae
Product: mitochondrial potassium channel ATP-binding subunit
Exons: 7
Coding region: 263-2446 (727 amino acids)
Biological process (GO): transmembrane transport
Cellular component (GO): membrane
Molecular function (GO): ATP binding; ABC-type oligopeptide transporter activity; ATP hydrolysis activity
Source: RefSeq, a predicted model, not a curated record
GUUUUUAUUUAAUUCGAUUUAUUUUGUUAUUUUUUGACAUAUUCUCAGCUUCUUCUGUAGGGUAGAUUUUGUUGCACGUUGGGUGGGUGAGUGAGUUUGACCAGGUGUUUUGGUCGGUGCAUGCGGGCCGUUAAUUUUUUCGUAAAAGAAAUUAAAACCUCAACAUUUUUACGUGCUUUACGUUAACUUCUUAUUGGGAAGCGCAGCAACAAAAACGGUUGUAUUCCAAUUAAAAAUUUGGUGAAUUAAAGGAUUGGCGAAUAUGUUUCGAUUGUUAGCAGCUAAUUGCAAUCGCCAUUUAACACAGCAACUGCCGAAAUACUAUCAAUUAAAUGGUGUCCGCGAUUUUAGCGCUCAUUUUAAAAAUGCCAACAAAUUGCUGCGCGUAGUUGAACAGCAAACGGGCAAAGUGGCAAAGACAAAUGGGAAGCGAAUAUUGAAUACGCGCCUUUUGCUAUGGGGCGGUUGCGGGGUGUCAUUGGGCUUGGGCACACGCACAUACCUAUCGUUCGCCAGGCAAGUGCAAUGCGAAGGCAGUCGAUUAACGGGUGUGCUGCACAAGACACUUCAAUCGGAGGAUAGUAAAUUUGAUUGGAAACGGUUAUGGUCUUACUUGGAGCCGCAUUUGUGGGAGCUGCUGGGCGCUAUUGCGGCUGCUCUAGUUGUGGCUUUCAUUAAUAUACGCAUUCCAAACCUUCUCGGAGAUCUGGUCAAUACUUUAGCGCGCUAUGCUAAUACCUACGUAAAAGAUCCCCUGCAUAAUUCGUUCUUCAGCGAUGUGAGGCGCCCAGCGAGUAAUUUACUCAGCCUGUACUUUUUCCAAUCUGGUUUCACCUUCAUUUACAUCUAUCUGCUUAGUCGUGUUGGUGAACGCAUAGCUGCAAAACUGCGACAAGAUCUUUUCAAGCAAAUAAUUCUGCAAGAUAUCGCUUUUUUCGAUGCUAACCGCACGGGUGAAUUGGUGAAUCGUCUUACUGCAGAUGUGCAAGACUUUAAAGCGUGCUUUAAGCAAUUCUUUUCUCAAGGUCUGCGCAGUGCGGCUCAACUUGUAGGCGGUGGCGUAUCACUAUUUCUCAUUUCACCGCAUAUGGCUGCAAUAGCGUUGGCUGCAGUGCCAGUGGUUGUGAUUUUUAUGUCAUAUCUGGGGCGCAAAUUGCGAAAUUUGAGUAAAAAUUCACAAGCGCAGUCUGAACGUGCUACGGCUGUGUGUGAAGAGGCGUUGUCGAACAUACGUACAGUGCGUUCCAGCGCUUGCGAAUAUCGUGAAAUGGAGCUUUUCAAACAGGAAACAAAUGAGGCAGCGCGGUUAGCACAAGAAUUAGGUUACGGCAUUGCUAUAUUUCAGGGUUUGACAAAUUUCUUCCUCAAUGGCUUGGUGCUAACCACGCUUUUCAUGGGUGGCCAUUUGAUGUCCACGGAAAGCCUUUCGCCGGGCGCUUUAAUGGCUUUUCUAGUUGCGUCACAAGGUGUGCAACGCUCCUUAGCGCAAGGAUCUAUAUUGCUGGGCACCAUGAUCCGCGGCAUGACAGCAGGUUCGCGGGUAUUUGAGUAUCUGCAAUUGCAACCUAAAGUAGAAUUGUUGCGUGGUUAUGAGAUUCCACAAAAACAUCUGAAUGGCGAAAUCCGUUUUGAAAACGUAUCUUUUGCAUAUCCUUCAAGGCCAGAUCAUAUCAUCUUAAAAGACUUCAACCUAAUAUUGCGUCCCGGUCAGACAGUAGCACUUGUUGGCGCUUCAGGCUCUGGAAAAUCAACGGUCGCUGCACUUGUAGAACGCUUUUAUGAACCCACAGCAGGCUCGAUUAAAUUAGAUGGCUAUAAACUAUCCGACAUUGCGCCAUAUUGGUUACGUGGCAAUGUUCUCGGUUUCAUUGAACAACAACCCAUACUCUUUGCAACGACAAUACUUGAAAAUAUACGUUAUGGUCGCCCAGGUGCUAAAGAAGAUGAAGUCUAUAACGCAGCCAAAAUGUCGCAAUCGCAUGACUUUGUCAGUGCAUUACCUGAUGGCUACGAUACUAAUGUCGGAGAGCGGGGUACGCAAUUGAGUGGUGGUCAACGGCAACGAAUCGCAAUAGCACGUGCAUUACUGAAAAAUCCAAAAAUCUUGAUAUUGGACGAGGCGACUAGUGCGCUAGAUGCGACUAGUGAAGCUGAAGUACAAAAGGCUUUAGAUACAGCAGUUCUGAACCGCACGACGCUAGUAAUAGCGCACCGAUUAUCGACCAUAAGAAAUGCGGACCUGAUUGUGGUGAUGGAACAUGGUCGGAUAGUGGAGUCUGGCAAGCAUGAUGAGUUAAUGGCAAAACUUGGGCUCUAUUACGAGCUGGUACGCCAGCAGGAGCGACGCACUGUGCAAGAACCUGAAGAGGAUGAACCAAAUACUGCCGGCGGAAAGCAAAACAGUUUUACUGCUAAUACUAACCGCCCAAAUAUGCAACAGGGAUAAAAUGAGCCUAUGAUGUUUUUAAUAUUAUACGAUAAUACCUCGAAACAUUGCCCUUGUUUAUCCUUUGUUGAUGAUGGUUACUUGAAACUUCAUAUGUAUUUCUGUACUUAAAAAAAGGAAUGUAGAUGGUUAUUAGAAUCAUAAUCUAUUUGAAGCAGAAUACUAUACGAAUAGGAAUAACUUAUUGACUACUGAAAUAAGUUAAAUUUAAGUUAAAAUAACGAAAUAACUGUUAAUAAGAAUAACAUUUUAACAGUUGUUGAUAAUAAAAUGCAAGUUGUUAAU